ACAGCAACUGCGGAAGGGACACCGAGUGGAACUUGACAAGAGUCGUCUCCGUGCCCUUUACAACCUUUCGACAGUAACUUUGGUUUAUUUAAUUACACAGUGAAUGCACGAAAAUAAGAGCUACUUACGAGAUGAGACUUCAGCGCAUGUAACAGCGACUCUGCAUCUUAGCUUAGCCGAGCUGAGCUACUGGAGUGAACAAGUUGACUGAGGGUCUGAACAUUUAUUCCAACCACAUUAUCGGGUUGAGUGUUCAUUGUUAAAAAAAAAUACGUUCACAUCCUAUGAUGGAGUCAUGUGGAGUGGUCGGCACCGUUCUGGGAUGCUCUGCGGGUAUUAUGGUGGCUGGACUGGUGUUUGCAGCCUACAAACUUGGCUUAUUCUACCAGUUGUUUCAUAAGACUGAGACCAAGAGCCCUCGCCACGGUGGUGAGAGCGUCGCCGAGGUCCUCCGUGCCCAUGGGGUCAAAUAUGUUUUCACUCUUGUUGGUGGACACAUCUCUCCUAUCCUGGUGGCAUGUGAGAAGUUGGGCAUCCGCAUUGUGGACACCAGACAUGAGGCCACUGCUGUCUUUGCUGCUGAUGCUGUGGCAAGACUCUCAGGCACAGUUGGUGUAGCUGCAGUUACAGCAGGUCCAGGCCUCACCAACACAGUGACAGCCGUGAAGAAUGCUCAGAUGGCUGAAUCUCCAUUGCUGCUUAUGGGAGGAGCUGCUGGUACACUACUUCAGGGCAGAGGAGCAUUGCAGGACAUUGACCAAAUGUCUCUCUUCAAGCCGCUCUGUAAGUUCUGUGCCUCCGUCAGGACUAUCAGGGAGAUCGUGCCUACUGUCAGGAAAGCUCUCGCCAUCGCCCAGUCUGGGACUCCUGGUCCUGUUUUCAUAGAGUUCCCCAUCGACACGCUGUAUCCCUUCCACCUUGUUUCCAAAGAGUUUGGAGUUAAGAACCCCCCCAAAGGCCUUAUGGGAAAAAUUGUCACAUGGUACCUCAACAACCACCUCAUGAAUCUUUUUGCUGGAGCCUGGGAGACCAGAGAUGUGUCUCCACUUCCUGUUGACAUCCCACAAGCUACAGAUGAUCAGGUUCAAAAGUGUAUCGAGCUGGUCAGUCGAGCCAAGAAACCGGUCAUCCUUUUGGGCAGCCAAGCAACACUACCUCCAGCGCCGGUCGAUGACAUCAGGAAAGCAUUGGAGGACCUGGGCAUCCCCUGCUUCCUUGGAGGGAUGUCUCGUGGCAUGCUGGGUAAAGACAGUCCCAUCCACAUUAGACAGAACAGGCGAGAUGCUCUGAAGGAUGCCGACUUGGUGCUCUUAGCAGGAACUGUGUGUGACUUCCGGCUGAGCUACGGCAGAGUUCUUAACAGACGCAGUAAGAUUAUUGCCGUCAACAGGGAUAGGACCCAGCUGCUGAAAAACUCUGACAUGUUCUGGAAACCAACUGUUGCAAUUCAGGGUGAUGCUGGUUCAUUCUUACUGCGGCUCUCCAAAGGCCUGAAGGGCCAUCGCUGUCCUGAGGAAUGGCCUCAAAGCCUCAAAGCAGGAGAUGCAACCAAAGAAAAUGCAAACAGGGCUAAAGCUGAUGAGAAGACAGAUCACCAUUUGAAUCCUUUAAAAGUCCUCCACCGUGUGGCUGAGCUGAUGGCAGAAGACAGCAUCAUUGUUGCUGAUGGUGGAGAUUUUGUUGGCAGUGCUGCUUACAUUAUGAGACCAAGAGGACCUUUGCGUUGGCUAGAUCCAGGGGCCUUUGGAACCCUUGGAGUUGGAGGAGGAUUUGCGCUUGGGGCCAAACUCUGCAGACCUGAUUCUGAGGUUUGGAUUGUUUAUGGCGACGGUUCCUUGGGAUAUAGUGUUGCAGAAUUUGAUACAUUCACUAGACACAAGACACCAGUCAUAGCUGUUGUGGGGAAUGAUGCAUGUUGGAGUCAGAUAUCCAGAGAGCAGGUUCCCAUACUUGGCAGCAACGUUGCAUGUGGCCUUGCAUUUACAGACUAUCAUGUCGUGGCAGAUGGUUAUGGGGGUAAGGGCUACCUUGUUGGACGUGAAGACGAGGACAAGCUCAGUGACAUCAUCACACAAGCUCAAAAGGAAAGCCAAGAGGGCAAGGCAGUACUUCUCAAUGUUCUCAUAGGGAAAACCAACUUUAGGGAAGGCUCCAUCUCUGUAUAGAGAUGCCUUGAUUUCUUCAAAGAGUAUGCUGUUCUUCUUCUAGCUUAAGCUCUCCAUUGAAUUUCAGGCUCAUUAAAGGGCGUUGGAAAAGAAAAAACAGUGCUUGAUGCUGUAGAGCCCAGCUGUGGCUAGACCUAUGCUAAUUCUUUGUGCCCUUAAAGCCAUAUCUCACUUUUGUCCUGUUUAAAAGGCCAUGGUUGGUCAGCCGCAGAAGAGCUUCCCUCAUCAGACUACUCGAAAACAUCAAGACAUCAGAAAACAAAAAGUGUCAUUAUUCCUUUAUCAUAAUCUUGCAGUUGUCCUCAAAAUCUUUUUGCAAAACCACCUGAUUUAUUGCUAUAAAUUUAAUAUGUCAUACCAAUAUUUAAUCAUGGCUGACAGCCUUGGAUCUGAACCCUUCUUUUUGGUUCACAUAUGAGUGACUAAGAGAUCAAAAAUGUCACAUGGAACGCCACUGAGGGGUAAGUGGCAUAAACCAUUUCACUGGCAGACAUGCUAUUACUGCUGAUGGCACGCCACAAGGGGGAAGCACCAUGUACGAUUCAUCUGUUACACCAGUACCAUCUACCACCACAGUGGUGCAUAUUUUAAAAGAUGCCAUUGUUUUACUACACAUACAUUUUACUGUCUUUGUUGACAACAUAAGUGCAGUGCUGUGAUCUCACCAAAUGAAUAUAUCCAACAAACAAUUCAAAGAAACUCCUGCAUACUGUCAUACUUGCAACAAAGGUGUUUUUACUUGCAGCAUAUUUGUACUAGGCCUUCAUCAGGCAAACAGUUUGUUAAAAAGUGCAGGAAGUUGCCACACUUCUCAUAGUGACGUCAAAUCUUAAUCAGCAAAUUAACAAACCCAACCUAACCUAGAGUAAAUAUGAUAAAAGACUACUUAAUACUUUAAAUGAACUUCAGUCAAGUCCAUCAUUAAUUAUGUUAAAUAAGGGGACUAAAGGUUCAGAAAGAGAGUGUAUUUGCAAUAAAAAGUAGGAAAACACUACAGUAGAGCAAAAAAGGGGGAGGGGAUUUUUAAUACUAGUUUAUAAUUCUUGUUAAGUGUCCUACUUGUGAAAAAUUCUGCCGAGAGGACCCUCAAAAUAAUACCUUCCUAGAAAAGUUCAGCAACUAGGGUUCUAUACAAAUAAGCACAAUAAAUAUAUACAUUUUCGUUUAUCUGGUUUUCAUGGGUAUUUAAAGACCCUGUAAAGUGAAAUCCAAAAUUUGUGUCUUAACACACUAGAUAUGUUGAAAACACUGAGAUCUACAUGUGACUGAAUUUUGGAUUUAGACAAUUAGAAAUUUUAACACCUGUUUCCUGGCUUGGUUUGAUUUGGGCGGGGCAAAUAUGUGGGCUGGUGAUGUCACCGGCCUACAAUGGGGAGGUACCCUGCCCCCUAAAGCUACAAUGAUAUAAAAUCACCAAGCAGUUCAUGUCAGUACAGUCUUUUCUUAUUUGAUUUCACUGCCUUUAUUUAAAGUUAGCAGUCAGAUAAUGCUGUUUUUGAUCAUUGUGAGGUAAAUUUGCCAAAUCUAUCAGCCACAGUGGUCUAUGGUCUUUAAAAGCAUGAUAAGAAAGAGAAUAAGACACUGACUUUGUCUCUUCUCUGGCACAGAGCCAGGUAACUGCACUGUGAUACAGGUCACUGUAAGGUCAAGGGACAGGCUAGUAACACGCUUUCCUCCAUUCAGAAUGUAGCAUUUUUUAAAUCUGACACGCCCACACUAUUCUGGAGCAGAAUGUACUGGCUCCUUAUUCAUGAUUUUGAAGUUUAAUUUAAUGAACUUUGAGAUGUUUUAACUGAAUGACAUUUUACCUGGGGGUUCAUAACAGUGGCCUAUCAUACAAAAAACCUAAACACAAAUUUAUUUUCAAUUCAAAGGGUCUUUAAAGUGUGUUUGGUAUCUCUUGAGAUUUCAUAAAAGUAUCUUUGCUGAUGAUACCAGGAAGUUUAUUGCAAACAUAUCCUUGCUAACAGUUAUCUGAGCUUCCUUAACUAGUCAGAACAACAGAGUGCAAUCUAACUCUGAAUCAUGGAAACGUCCUUGACGAAGAAUGAAUUGCUUAUCCAUUGCUAUCAACACUUUAUCAUCAACCUGUUAAAGGUUUCAUUAAGCCAAUGAUUCGCUUGCCUUAAGUUCGUGUUAGUUUAACAAGGCCUGAACUCCAGCGUGAUUGCAGGAAUUGUGUACAAACGAUUCAGUUCUUUUAAGUCUUGCACUCAAAAUGCAGGAGAGGCUGUGUUAAUUUACAUGCAGCGAACGUUUGCACGGAUAAGCACAGGACAAACAAUAGUCAAAAACGCGUUUUUAAAAAACAGCAACAGUAUGGAUCAUUGGUGCACUAACUCCUUCUUAAUCUACUCAUUUUGAUUGAGAAACAAUAUCCUAUAUACUAUGUUAUAUAACUAAUAAAUAAAGUGGCUGGUAAAAAAUGUGAGUAGCCGGUAGGUUUUUUUUUCUACCAUUGAAAGUAGCAGGUAGGUAAAAGUUACUUUCCAACCUUGAUACCACUAUCAUGCGAAUAAUAUAAUCUAUUCCUAAUUAAUGUCGUGACAUCACUAUGUUGCUCUGACAUUGUCAAUACAAUGUUUAUGUUUACAUCCCUAAAAUAUAAAUGUCCUAAACCAAGACAAGUGGAUUUCAAAACUCAACCAAGAUCAAGCCAAAAUCCCAAGGCAGACCAUAUUCAUUUUUCCCUUUGCAAAAUAUCCUCUUUAUCACGUGGUACAGUAUCUUCAGUUGUUGUUUAGUUGUAGAAGUGAGAUAAAACACUGAUGUUAUUUGGCAUAUACACCAUAGUGGUGGAAGAUGGUGUAUGUGAUGUGCGGUACUUGGCUCAGCAUGUCACCAGCCAUGGCACAUGCCGCUGAAGUAAUGCCAAUAUAUAUAUAAAAAAUAUAUAUAUAUGCCAGUGAAACCAAAUUUAAGGCACAUGUCACUACCCCCUCAGUGGCAUACCAGAGGCCUUUUUUUGACCUUGGUGCUGUUGCAUAUCACUGUACAUAAGAUAUUUGCUGCAUUUUCAGAAAGGAGAGGAGUUUAAAAUGAGAAAACUUGAAUUAUUUCAGGACUUUUCAUCUUUAAGGGCUUUGGGUUAUAUUUUUGACAUUCAGACAGCCUGUUAGAACUUGACAUAACUCUUUCAAAGAAACUAUUGUUUGAAACUCAUGUGUGAGAGAAUAGUGGUUUAACUUCUUAAACGUGACCAAAAUGCCUUUUUUCCUGUUAUAUUAUAAACAAAGAGCCUCUUUGUAAGGGAAACAUGAACUCUUACUUGUGUGGUAUUAUUUACCAUUUAUCAUUAUUGAUUACUGAGAAUAAAUAUGAUGAAGGAAACAUUUUUGAAUGUUAAAGAUUGAACAAGGGUAUGCCUUACUAUGUUUGAUUGUAUCAUGGAAUACACUAAUUUGAGUAGUUUAGAAAAAUAUCUGCUAAUUCAGUAAUUUAUGUCAACUGUAUUUAAAAUUGACUUGUAUAAAUUAAUUUGGACUAUGAUGAAAAUAGGCCUAUACACAAUAUUUAUUGCACUGUAAUGAUAACUAUCUUACAUUGGAAAAUGUGCAGAUCAUCUCACUCCUGUAAACUGUUUGCUUUUUUUUUUUAAACGGAACGGAACGUUUUUGAACUAUUAAUCAUAGAAUGCGAGUUUGGAUUUAUUCUGAAAUAAAUAA
This is a messenger RNA of Cheilinus undulatus (humphead wrasse), 5830 nucleotides long. It is a transcript of the gene ilvbl, whose product is annotated as ilvB (bacterial acetolactate synthase)-like. The record is from RefSeq and is a predicted model, not a curated record. Gene Ontology annotation, molecular function: acetolactate synthase activity; flavin adenine dinucleotide binding; thiamine pyrophosphate binding. Gene Ontology annotation, biological process: L-valine biosynthetic process. Gene Ontology annotation, cellular component: acetolactate synthase complex. Bases 285 to 2165 code for a protein of 626 amino acids. The transcript is spliced from 14 exons. Lineage: Eukaryota; Metazoa; Chordata; Actinopteri; Labriformes; Labridae.